Messenger RNA from Micromonas commoda, 1269 nucleotides. RefSeq lists its product with no specific name. The record is from RefSeq and is a predicted model, not a curated record. Lineage: Eukaryota; Viridiplantae; Chlorophyta; Mamiellophyceae; Mamiellales; Mamiellaceae. The coding region runs from base 44 to 1213 and encodes 389 amino acids. The transcript has a single exon. Gene Ontology annotation, biological process: proteolysis. Gene Ontology annotation, molecular function: ATP-dependent peptidase activity; ATP binding; metalloendopeptidase activity.
CGAUCCACCGUCGAUCGCUCGGUAACGAACGCACGCCUCCGAUAUGAACUCCUUGAGCAUCGCGACGACCGCGAACGCCGUCCGCCUCGCCGGAAAGACCGCGCCGCCGCGUCAGAGGUCUCGCGUCCCCGUCCCCGGACGUUUCGUGGGCACCUCCUCCUCCCUUCGUCGCUCCUUGACGCUCGGUGCCGGCGCCAGGCGCCGCGCCUCCCUGGUCGUCAACGCCGAGGGCUCCUCCUCCGUUGAUGUCGUGUCUCCCGACGUCGAGUCCGACGCCGUGCCCGACGUCGCGCCCAUCGGAGCCGCCGAGGGUUACGUGAAGCUCGCGAAGUGCCUCGACGCCAUCAAGGAUCUUCCGCCGUCCGAGCGCGCGGAGGCGGCCGAGAACGCGACCGGGACCGUGCGCUCGGUGCUGAACGGCAUGAAGGCUGCGGGCGAGACCUCGCGAUGGGACUGCUACCCCGAGCUGACCCGGCGCAACAUCUUCCCCAACGAGUUGAACCAGAUGGGAGUGAAGAACAGCUCGCAGAUUGGCCAACCCAACAACACCAACGACUUCAACUUCAUCGUCGGCGUCACCAUGUCCACCUCCUUCCUGGCUCUCAUCGUCGGCGCCACCCUGCCCGGCGACUGGGGCGCCUUCGGAUCGUACCUCAUCGGCGGCAUCUCCCUCGCCGUCCUCGCCGUGGGGUCCACCGCACCCGGCUUGCUCCAGGUGGCCAUCGACCGAUUCGCGCGUAUAUCUCCGGAGUAUCGCAACCGCAUCGCCAGGCACGAGGCGGCGCACUUCUUGGUGGGGUACAUGCUCGGCGUGCCCGUGGCGGGCUACUCCUUGGGUCUCGGCGCGGCGCACACCGAUUUCCUGGAGGCGAAGCUGGAGCGCAAGGUGUACGGCAAGAUUGCCAUCAGCGAGAAGACGAUGCUCCCGCUGGCGUGCGUGUCCAUGGCGGGAGUGGCGGCGGAGGCCCUGGCGUUCGAGGACGUGAGGGGACAGGAGGCGGAUCUCAGGGAUCUGCAGCGCAUCCUCAACAAGGCGGAGCCCAAGCUGAGCGAUCAGUCGCAACAGCAGGUGACCAGGUGGGCGGUGUGGCAGGCGGCGAGCAUGUUGAAGCGACACGAGGCGUCCUUCGACGCGCUCACGAGGGCGAUGGAGGAGGGUGCGAGCGUCGCUGAUUGCUUAAAGGUCAUCGAGGCGGCCCCGAAGCCCCAGUAGAAAGGGGGAGUGCCUAUAUUGCUCUGUUGCUUGUAAUACGAACGAACUUGUUUGGG